AUGGUCUCGCGCACUUUGAACCUGGCGCUGGCCGCCGCAGGGGCGGCGAGUGCGAUUCUCAUCCCUCCCGAGGUGUCCGCUGCGGAGCUCAACCUCGGGGACGAUAUGGCCAUGGAAAUCGCUGCCAGCUCAUACCCCCGUAGUGUUUCUCUCGACUGCGCGACUUGCGAGUUUGCUUCCAAGGAUGGAGACGACUUUGCGUGGACGCAGCGCAACGGCAACUCUUUCAUGCUCGACUUCGAAGUAGGACCUCACGAAGACUCCCUCACCAUCGAUGGUAUCCAGCUGUACCCUCCGACCUUUGGCUACUUCGCCCAGCCGUUCCGCGUCGCCCAGGUCAACCCCGAUGGCGAGAACCUACCCCUCCGCGUCACCGGCUACACAUUCCACUACAACUCCGCUGAAACCGUAUCUGAGGCGGGCAUCGAGCUUAUUCCUAUGAUUUUCCAAAUCAACUCUAUCGAAGAAAAGGCAGUGAAUCCUCCAGCGCUCACCAUCAACCUUCUCAAGGACCCGAACGGCAAGCUCAUGAUUGCAUCCUUCCAGACCACGAAGCCUGAGGAUAAGAGCCCUAUCGAUCAGGAGAAGGAGUGCCAAAAAUGGCCGCUAUAUUGCAAGUGGAAGGCCAUUAUGGCCGAAAGGAUCAACGGCCUGAAGUCGCACAUGGGACACAUGGGUGGCAAGGCAGGCUGCCACAAGCACAAGGGCAACCCCAUGGCUGGGGAGCUUUAUGAAGGCAAGCCGCCGCACCGAUUCCGCCCUGGACACGCACACAUGGGAGGACAUCGCGGACAUCACGGCCAUCGCCACCACCGUCACCACCGCGUCCACAUGAUGCUUCGACGCGCCUUCCUCACCAUCUUCAUUCCCAUCCUGAUCGGUAUCUUCGCUGGCACACUCACGUACCUCAUUGGUAUGGCUCUUGGCUGUGUCAUCGCUAUCGCCGUCGCCAAGUUCCGCGGCCAAUCAGUCUACGAGAGCGUCGCCCAAGAGGAGGCUGUGGAUGUCGAGGACGGCGGCGAAAAGGAGGUCUACGCCGAACUUCCCGAGUACGAUGCUCCUCCCGUCUACGAGGAGGCUGUCGAGAAGGAGGUCGUUGAGCGCCAGGAGUAG
Messenger RNA from Didymosphaeria variabile, 1113 nucleotides. RefSeq lists its product as uncharacterized. The record is from RefSeq and is a predicted model, not a curated record. The transcript is spliced from 2 exons. NCBI's taxonomy places the organism in Eukaryota, Fungi, Ascomycota, Dothideomycetes, Pleosporales, Didymosphaeriaceae. Bases 1 to 1113 code for a protein of 370 amino acids.